CGAGAAAGUUGCGGACCCGUCCGCAGAGCGCACCAUCGUCUUCAGCGGAGCACACACAGCAGCUAGGUGUGCUCUUCCUGCAGCGCCAGAAAUUGUAAAUAAUUAACAGUAAAAAAAAACAACAAAGAAAAACUCACCACCAAAGAAAGUUAUAAACGAAAACGCUUAAGCAAAAACCAAAGAUGCAUAAAUCUAAACAAAUAUGAUACAUAGCCAAUAUGUAUAUAGAAACUAGCAAAGAUAAAUAAAGUUCGAAAGCGAGGAAAAACACCGAUCCCGGCAAGCAAAUGUCCGGAUAAGGGAGCCGCUACCUGACCAAUGGAUGAAAAUGCAGCCGUCGUCGCCGUCACUUUCGCCGUCGUCACUUUCGCAUCGCUUUUGUCAGCAGCAACAGGAAAAGUCGGAAAAGCAUCUGCAGGAUCAGAAGGAGCAGUCCAAGCUGGCCGGAUACUCGCCCUGCCACGCCCACGCCAAUCGAACGCCCUCGGUCGGUACGGCAGCGCUGCCUCAGCUGGCGUCUACGCCCGCCCCGGCAGCAGCGGCCUAAGUUGCCAAACCCAAGGAAUCCCACUUCGAAAUAGCCCAUCUAAGCAGCAGCAGCAGCAGAAGCAGCAUCCACACAAAUUGCAACUGCAACUGCAACAGCCACAAAUAUUGCAACUGCAACUGCAACAGCCACAAAUAUUGCAGAUAUAACUGCAACAGCAACUGAAAUUGCAGCUGCAACUGCAACAGCAACGCACAUAACAUAACGCACAAGGCAGCACACAAAGGCAAGCAGGAUAGACCGGAAGCGGAAGGACAGGAAGAGGCAGGACGGGCAGCGGACACAGGCAAACAAAAUGGCGGAUGGUGGGCAUUCAUUCGUGAAGAAGACAUUUCAUAAGCCAACAUACUGUCACCACUGCUCGGAUCUCCUCUGGGGCCUCAUCCAGCAGGGAUAUAUCUGCGAAGUUUGCAACUUUAUCAUUCACGAACGAUGUGUCACCAGCGUGGUAACGCCCUGUUCCGGCAUCGCUCCAUGUAUUAUAAAGAAUCCCGUUGCCCAUUGUUGGUCCGAGCCAACUCAUCACAAGAGAAAAUUCUGCACAGUCUGCCGUAAGCGAUUGGAUGAAACGCCAGCGGUGCAUUGUUUAGUCUGCGAAUAUUUCGCGCAUAUUGAGUGCCAAGAUUUUGCCGUGCCCGAUUGCACCGAGAAUGCCACGUAUGUGCCGGGCAAGGAGCUGCUUAAUGUGAAGCAUCAGCAUCACUGGCGAGAGGGUAAUCUUCCAUCAACGUCCAAAUGCGCUUACUGCAAGAAAACCUGUUGGUCCUCGGAAUGUCUCACUGGCUAUCGCUGCGAGUGGUGUGGCAUGACGACCCAUGCCGGAUGUCGCAUGUACCUGCCAACCGAAUGUAAUUUUGGUAUUCUACAACCUAUCUACUUACCUCCGCACUCAGUCUCGAUUCCGCGCACCGAGGUGCCCAUCGAGGCCAUAAUCGGCGUCCAGGUCAAAUCGAAGACUACGCUCGUGCGCGACUACUCGUGUCCCAGUCCGGAUUUGAGCUGCCCGAUUCCGGGUGCAGGAUGUGGGUCACUGGCGGGUCUUAACCUGAAGGAGCUGCUCGAGCUCCACAGGCAAAGGCUUGAGCAAUCGAAACAAAAUUUUCUCCUUUCCACGCCGCCCACGCCCACCUCCUGUGGCUCCAUCUCGCUCUGCCACUCGCCCACGCCCUCCUCGCUGACAGUGGGUGAGACGAGCAAUGAGCAGGAUCACGAUCGGGAUCAGGAUCGGGACGCCCCGGGGCAGGAGGAGGAGCCCGAGGAGGAGAACACGGAGCAGGACAGCGCCCUGCAGCUGACCACCUCCACGUCGAAUGUGAUCGGGAAUCUGCAGAAGUCGCCGUCGGCCAACUCCUCGCUGCACCUGCUCUAUACGAAUCUCUUCCGGAAGCUGGGACAGGGCAAGCGGAGGCGGAAAAGGGGCUCCAGCGGAGGGAUCUCGCCCAGCGAGGACGAGGACGACGUGGACGGCGGUGUCUGUGAUAUAAGCGGUGGCGAUCUAAGCGAUGACUAUGACCACUGUGACGUCGCCCUGCGCCGGCGAUCCCUGCGCAGUCGGCAGCCAAGGGAUGUCAGCGAGACGGAUUACCACGGGGAUGCCGAGGCAGAGGUCGAUGGCGAGACGGCGCCCAGGGAAAGCUGCUACGAGACCUCCGAUACGGGUGGCGAACUGACCAACACCGAUGAGCUCGACAGCAGUCUCAAUCUGAUCAGCAACCUUAGCUAUAAUAGUAGUAAUAACAGCAACGCCUCCAAUGCUCCAGGAGGAGGAGGAGGAGCUGUUAGAAGCGCCACCACCACCACCCCCACCACUGCCCCGGGAAAGUCCGGACACGCCUUGAGCGUCCAGGGCGGACGCCAGCAACCCAAGACUGGGGCUCUGGCCCAAAUCAAGCCCAAGCCCAAGCCCAUACUCAUGCCCAAGCACAAGGCGCAGGGCAAGGGCGGCUCCCUGAGCUCCCCGCUGUCCAACUCCAACUCCAGCGACUGCUCCUCGGCCUCGCCCUCCGCCCCGGCCACGCUGCUGCAGCUAUCGCCGGUAGGCAGGAGCAAGUCCUUCCAGGAGUCGGCGGCCAUCACGGCCGUUUCGCGCUACAAGAAGUAUGGACGUGGACUUUUCCAGCGUCGACGCUCGAAGAAAUCGCCCAAGAAUGCCGUGGGAGCGGCGGGCGGUAAGAGCAACUACAGUUUGGAUAGACUGUCGCAGAACAUCGAAAUUACCAUCCAGGACGAGGAUGGCAACUACCAUCCGUAUGAUGACAACUUUCACAUGCUCGCCAGAAGACUGGACGCCACCGAUGUGGACGACGAUGUGGGCUUCGAUGAUCUCUACCUGGAUGACCGGCCGAGCGGGGCCAGCGAUGAUCUGGCCUUUGCCGGCGACAUCAGCGACGGUGGGGCCAGCAGUCGUUCGCGGGCCAGUGACGCCAGCGAUGGCCAUGUCCUGGGCCGGCUGCUCCGCCAGAUGCGACAGGGCCUCUCCGUCGGCUGGCGCAAGCCGCGCUACCAGAAGCGUCGAGCACGCAGCAUAUCCGAGGAGUUCAGCAGCGGCGAAGCACCCCGUUACAAGGACGAGGAGUCGGCCAGCAAGACAGAAUCGGGACAUGGACCCACCAGCAGUGGUGGUGGCGCAGGAGGCGUUGGAAGCGGAGGAGCAGGAGGCUCGUCAACGGCUGGUGCCUCGACAUCAGCAGCCGGUGGUUCCUCCGGCCAUUAUAGGCCCGAUUCCGGCUCCGGCCACAAGUCGGAUAAGUCGGAGAAGGAUCGCGAGAAGAAGGAGAAGGAGCGCGAGGAAAAGGAUAUAGAGAUGAUCAAGGUGUUCGAUGGCAACAACUCAUUCCGACGCCAGCAGUACCGGGUGAUCAUCGUGCAGCGCACCUAUACGCUGGAGCAGCUGCUGACCACCGCCCUGCGGGCAUUCCACAUCACGCGCGACCCGCAGGCCUUCUACCUGACCGACCUGUACGCCCCAGCCGGCAUGGAGGACACCCCGAUGCUGGAUCCCACGCCCGUGCUCAACCUGACCCAUCUUGAGGGCAAGAGGCCGGCCAUUUACCUACGGUUCCACGACCGCGACCGUGGCCAUGUGCGCGUCUACCCCGGCAAGCUGCAGUGCUCUUCGCUGGAGGAUCCCUAUGUCAGUGUUCCUGUAGAUAAUAGCACAGUUAUUAAGGAUUUGAUACGCGAUGCCCUGGACAAGUUUGGGCUGCAGGAUAACCAGAUACAGGACUACAGGUGCUCGGAGGUGCUGCUCGAUCGCGGCGUGACCGAACGCAUCUUGUCGUGGAACGAAAGGCCCUGGGAUAUUAUGAAGCAGCUGGGCAAGGACUCCAUUCGCCAAAUGGAGCUCAUGCGGUUCUACAUGCAGCACAAGCAGGAUCCACAUGGCCCCAAUAUCGCCCUGUUCGUGGGUAACCUACCCACUGGUCUCUCGCAGCGCAACUACGAGCAGAUCCUCAACAAGUACGUAACGGAUGAGAACAAGUUCAUCAGCAUUGGACCCAUCUACUAUGAGUAUGGCUCCGUGGUGCUCACCUUCGAGGACACCAUGAAGGCGGUUCGCGCCUUCUACAAUCUCCGCGAGACCAUCAUCGAGGACAAGAAGCUACUGGUAUUGCUACUGCCGAACAUUGAGCCCAGCAUGGUGCCCUCGGAUGUGAGGCCACUGCUGGUCUUCGUCAAUGUGAAGUCUGGAGGCUGCCAAGGAUUGGAGCUGAUCUCCAGCUUCAGGAAACUUCUGAAUCCCUACCAGGUCUUCGAUCUGGACAAUGGCGGUCCUCUACCUGGCUUGUAUGUAUUCCGACAAAUAACCAACUACAAGAUUCUGGUUUGCGGCGGAGAUGGCACCAUUGGAUGGGUGCUGCAGUGCCUGGAUAAUGUGGGCCAGGACUCGGAGUGCUCCAGCCCACCUUGCGCUAUAGUUCCCUUGGGAACUGGCAACGAUUUGGCACGCGUUUUGUGCUGGGGCUCCGGUUAUACCGGCGGUGAGGAUCCCCUAAAUCUACUGCGCGACGUCAUCGAGGCGGAGGAGAUACGGCUGGACCGCUGGACGGUUGUCUUUCAUCCGGAGGACAAGCCAGAAGAGCCGGCCAUGAAGGCGCCCUCGCAAACAACCGGUAAGAAGAAGAAGGCACACCAAGCACACCUAUCGCAAUCGCAACAAACCAAUCAGCAUCAUCAAUUACCGGCUCUGACAUCGAGUGAUAUAUCAGGUGGAGCCCAAAACGAGGAUAACUCUCAGAUCUUCGUGAUGAACAACUACUUUGGCAUUGGCAUAGAUGCGGACCUCUGCCUGGACUUCCACAAUGCGCGUGAGGAGAAUCCCAACCAGUUCAACUCGCGACUGCGCAAUAAGGGGUACUACGUGAAGAUGGGCCUGCGCAAGAUCGUGGGUCGCAAGGCUGUCAAGGAUCUGCAGAAGGAGCUGCGCCUGGAGGUCGAUGGCAAGAUCGUCGAACUGCCACCCGUCGAUGGCAUUAUCAUCUUGAAUAUUUUGAGCUGGGGCAGCGGUGCCAAUCCCUGGGGUCCUGACAAGGACGACCAGUUCUCCACGCCCAACCAUUACGAUGGUAUGCUGGAGGUGGUCGGCGUUACUGGCGUGGUCCACUUGGGUCAAAUCCAAUCCGGAAUUCGUACAGCUAUGCGCAUAGCCCAGGGCGGUCAUAUCAAGAUACACUUGAACACUGAUAUGCCCGUGCAGGUGGAUGGUGAACCCUGGAUCCAGAGUCCCGGCGAUGUGGUCGUCCUGAAGUCGGCCCUCAAGGCCACCAUGCUGAAGAAAACGAAGAGUAAGCGCCGUCUCACGGAGCCGCAUAUCUCGCCGGCGGUUCUGAGUCUAUCGGUGGCCCAACAGGGAUCGGGAUCGGGAUCGGUAUCCGUAUCGGGAUCCCCGCAGUCCCACUCGCAGCAGCAACUGCAGCAACAGCAACAGCAGCAGCAGCAGCAACAACAGCAGCAGCAGCUGGCCGAGAAUGGGGAGAAGGAGGCUUCGAUGGCUCUACCUGCCGGCUUUGGCAGCACCUAGAGCUUGGCCACGGGGCUGCGAUAUUGGUUCUCCUGUUUCUACCCAUAAUACCAGAUAGACAGUUAGCCAGGCCAUAACCAUUUUAACCCAUAACAGAUCAGAGCAGCAGAGAUAAUGGCCGAAUUGUAAACGCCAAUCGAAUAUUUAAACAAGAGCAAAACUCCAAUGCGCAAGCAAAUAAAACAUAAUCUUCCAAAAGAGAGAAAUAGCAUUAACAAGUCAAAUGAAAAAAAGAAAGUAAAAAGUUAAAACUAAAAAAUAGCUGUAAAUAAAAGUAAACGUGCUGUCAAGCUCUGAAUACUUUGAACCACCACCCAAGAACACAGACCACCCACCAAACCAACCAAAACCACCCACUGCACAAGAAGAACUGUGACCACCGCUAUUGAACUUGAACUUAGCUAACUGAAUCCACCACUAUUCACCCACGAACACCAUAUACCACACACACCAAACACACGAAACACACCACAGCGCCUAGAAGUUGUCUACAAUAUUUUAUUGUUCAUUUUUAUGCAAUAACUAUCUUUGGUUUUUCCUCUUGGAGGAACGAAUUUGAUCGAUUUUGUUUUCAUUUCCGUUUCUAUUACCGUUUCCGUUCCGUUUUUUAAAUGCAAGCUUUCGUAAUCCAUCAUUCAGUAUCGAAAUAUGUAUAACCGAAACCAUUUAGUUGAUUGAGUUCCGUUGCAUUUUGCCUGAUUUCUCAGCUAGCUUUUGAAGCACUUAUAACUCAAUCUAAGCUAAGGCAAACGAAAUUUAUUUCCUUUACGUUAACGCUCUAUUUUCUUACUCUCUUUUUCUCUCCAAAAUGAAAAUACACAAAAAAUAAUCACACGAUACAAAAAACCAAUGCCAAAAAAAUGUGACUUUAUGAAAUCGAAACUUUUUAACUAAUUAAUGCACCGGACGCUUCUAUGCCUUUCAAAAUUUUACACUAUUUUAAAUCUCAAAAAAACCUUUGAAAAUGAAAAUUCAAAAUGAUUACCGUUGAACGCAGGCAACCAUGUUGAAAAAGAACAAGCUGAAAAUGAAACGCCGGAAUACGGAACCCACCAUGAUGGUGGCCGGUUCGGCCACCCCCCAGCUGUCCUUGGCCCUGCCGCCCAGCGUGGGCGAGGUGGGCGUGGCCGGGGAGGGAGC
Molecule: messenger RNA, 6707 nt
Organism: Drosophila subpulchrella
Lineage: Eukaryota; Metazoa; Arthropoda; Insecta; Diptera; Drosophilidae
Product: diacylglycerol kinase theta
Exons: 18
Coding region: 843-5567 (1574 amino acids)
Biological process (GO): intracellular signal transduction; diacylglycerol metabolic process; lipid phosphorylation
Molecular function (GO): nucleic acid binding; ATP-dependent diacylglycerol kinase activity
Source: RefSeq, a predicted model, not a curated record